Molecule: messenger RNA, 3308 nt
Organism: Dendrobium catenatum
Lineage: Eukaryota; Viridiplantae; Streptophyta; Magnoliopsida; Asparagales; Orchidaceae
Product: DNA-directed RNA polymerase 2B, chloroplastic/mitochondrial
Exons: 19
Coding region: 409-3294 (961 amino acids)
Biological process (GO): mitochondrial transcription
Cellular component (GO): mitochondrial DNA-directed RNA polymerase complex
Molecular function (GO): DNA binding; DNA-directed RNA polymerase activity
Source: RefSeq, a predicted model, not a curated record
CACAAUUUCUAGUCACAGAUACAAAUUUACAAGGUCUUAACCAAUGCAUCUAUACAGCUUACAAUUGAAAAGAACUUCUUCCAACCUAAAAAGACCGGCACCCUGAAAGUAUGAUGAAUUCUCGAGUCCAAGCUUUAAUCCACGACGAAGGAGGUUUUAAGAGGGUUUUAUUAACUUUUGUUUCUCUGAGCGACUGAGCCCGCCAGCUCCCCUGUUUGCAGCAUCUCUCAUGAAUUCCGCCCUUCCAUUCGCUGAAUCCCGCAGCCCUUACCCCCCUCGAUAAACCGCCAAUCCACAGGCUUAAUUCUUAUCGCUAACUGUUCCAUCAGAAUUCGAUUUUCCCUUCCAAAUUCUAUUCCAAAAGCUCCGAAUCCCCACUCGAUCCCAACCCCCGUUCCCACGAAAGAUAUGUGGUUGAUCUUCGCCGCUAGAACUUCACUCCACUCCCGAAACCUAAUAAGAUCUUCCUAUCGCUGCAUCUCCAGCUUUAUUGGUCUCACUCGAGAGCCAUACCCAUGCAGUAAAAAAGCGAUAUUGGACCUCAAAUUCUCUCUCUCUAGCCAAAAAAAUCGUUUUUUGUUGUUUGCAUUGGAUGAUCUGAAGUGCCCGAUCGCAAAACCUCCCGGCUUCAUUAGGGGUCUUGCUAGUGUCGCCGAGGAAGUUGUUUCCACCGACGUUGACGAAGACGUCGAAGCCUGCGUAGAAUUGAAAACAAUCGAGAGUUCGGAAGAAAGUGCACGGAAAAAGCAGGCUGCUUUAAUGAGCGCGCGUAAGUUCCACAGGCUCCGUCGCAGACAGAUUAAGCUUGAAACGGAGGCUUGGGAGCAAGCUGCUAAGGAGUACAGGGAGCUAUUGGAGGAGAUGUGCAAGAAGAAGCUUGCCCCAAAUUUGCCUUAUGUGAAGUCCUUGUUCUUGGGUUGGUUUGAACCUCUGAGGGAUAAGAUUGCUGAGGAGCAAGAGCUGUGCAAGGAUGUACAUUGUCGCACACCUUAUGCUCCUUGUUUUAAUCUUCUUCCUGCAGAUAUGAUGGCGGUCAUCACAAUGCAUAAGAUGAUGGGUUUAAUGAUGACUGGAGAUGGAAGUGGGAGUAUUCUUGUUGUUACCGCUGCGUGUAAGAUUGGGGAGGCACUUGAACAGGAAGCUAAGAUCCAGAAACUUUUGGAGAAAACAAGAAAAAAGACUAAGAGGGAGAAGAAAAAGGAAGGCAUAGAAGAUGAUAACGUAACCAAAGAACAAGAAUAUCUGAGGAAGAAGGUUACAAAUUUGAUCAAAAGGCAAAAACUACCCUUAGUAAGGAAGAUAGCUAAGGAACAGGACAAUUCUAGGCCUUGGGGCCUGGAUCUUCAGGCCAAGGUGGGAAGUCGAUUGAUCCAAUUGUUGAUUGAGACGGCUUACAUACAACCUCCUGCCAGUCAGUCACCUGAUGGACAUACAGAUGUUCGUCCUGCAUUUCGACACUCACUUAGAAAUUUCAGAAGGGAGCAAAAGAAGUUAUGUAGAAGGUAUGGAGUUAUUGAAUGCGAUCCGUUAAUUUAUGAAGGGCUUGACAGAACUGCAAGACACAUGGUGAUGCCAUAUAUGCCAAUGCUGGUUCCUCCAGUAAUUUGGUCAGGUUAUGAUAAAGGCGCACAUCUGUUUUUGCCAUCUUACAUCAUGAGAACUCACGGAUGCAGGCAACAACGUGAAGCAUUUAAAAGGACUUCAAGAGAUCAGCUGCAACCAAUUUUUGAGGCCUUGAAUACACUUGGCAAUACCAAAUGGAGGAUCAACAAGGAAGUCCUUAACGUCGUUGACAGAAUAUGGUCUAGUGGAGGUCGCCUAGCUGAUUUGGUUGAUCGUGAAAAUAUCCCACUUCCAGACAAGCCUGAGACAGAAGAUGAGUCUGAAAUUAAAAAAUGGAAGUGGUUACUGCACUCGGCCAAAAAGAAGAAUACCGAAAUGCAUUCUCAACGGUGUGAUGUGGAACUUAAACUUUCUGUGGCUAGGAAGAUGAAAGAGGAGGAGGGCUUCUACUACCCUCAUAACCUUGACUUUAGAGGUCGUGCAUAUCCAAUGCACCCAUAUUUAAAUCACCUUGGCUCUGAUUUGUGUAGAGGAAUUCUCGAGUUUGCGGAGGGACGCCCUCUUGGAAUUUCAGGGUUGCGAUGGUUGAAGAUACAUCUCGCUAAUCUAUAUGCCGGUGGUGUGGACAAAUUGUCACUUGAUGGACGCAUAGCAUUCGCUGAAAAUCACUUGGAGGAUGUAUUUGACUCUGCAGAUAGACCACUUGAAGGUAGAAGGUGGUGGUUAGGAGCUGAAGAUCCCUUUCAGUGUCUGGCUGUUUGUAAACAUCUUGCUAAGGCAUUAAGAAAUCCAGCUCCAGGCUCUACAAUUUCACACUUACCUGUUCAUCAGGAUGGUUCCUGUAAUGGUCUUCAACAUUAUGCGGCUCUUGGAAGAGACAAGUUAGGGGCUACCUCGGUGAACUUGGUCAAUGGAGAAAAGCCUGCGGAUGUCUACUCUGAAAUAGCUGCUAGAGUGCUUGAAAUUAUGCUGAGAGAUUCAGAUAAAGACCCUGCUAUUGAUCCAAAUGCUUUUCAUGCCAGAAUACUUGUUGGCCAGGUGGAUAGAAAAAUGGUGAAGCAGACUGUUAUGACAUCAGUAUAUGGUGUUACCUAUAUCGGUGCACGUGAGCAAAUAAAGAGAAGGCUGAAAGAGAGGGGGCUUAUUAUAGAUGAUACUCAAUUAUUUCGAGCAUCUUGCUAUGCAGCUAGAAUCACAUUGACUGCACUGGGGGAGAUGUUUGAAGCUGCACGUGCUAUCAUGACCUGGCUUGGCGAUUGUGCAAAGUUGAUUGCUUCUGAAAAUCAGACAGUGAGAUGGACCACACCUCUUGGCUUGCCUGUUGUUCAACCUUACCGAAAAAUAGGCCGGCAUAUUAUCAAAACUUCACUUCAAGUCUUGAGCUUGCAGCAGGACACUGACAAGGUCAUGGUAAAGCGGCAGAGAACAGCUUUCCCCCCAAAUUUUGUUCAUUCACUUGAUGGAUCCCAUAUGAUGAUGACUGCAGUUGCCUGCAAGAAGGCAGGACUAAACUUUGCAGGAGUUCAUGAUUCAUAUUGGACGCAUGCUUGUGAUGUUGAUGAAAUGAAUAGAAUACUCCGGGAGAAGUUUGUCGAACUAUAUGAGACUCCCAUAUUAGAAAAUUUGCUGGCUAGCUUUCAACUUUCAUUUCCUUCUUUGAGCUUCCCAUUGCCAGAGCGAGGAGAUUUCAACAUUAAAGAUGUUCUGGAUUCAACAUACUUCUUCAACUGACCUGUCUUCAACCA